AUGUGCAUAUCUAAGAAGUUUUCCGUUAUAGUUGAGGGAAACAUAGGAUGUGGAAAAUCUACCUUUCUCCGAUACUUUGACAUGAUUUCUUCCAGCGUUGAAGUGCUUCAAGAACCAAUUAACAUGUGGAAAAAUGUCAAGGGAUUUAACCUUUUUGAGCUCAUGUACCAGGACAUCCGUCGCUGGGCUGUACCCUUUCAAGCAUGCGCACUUUCCACUCUUCUUCAACGAUCCAAAAUUAAUCAGAAUGCCCCGGUUCGCCUUCUUGAGCGCUCUCUUCACAGCAGUCGAUACUGUUUUGUCGAAGCGAUCCGUGAAAACGGGGAUAUUUCAGAGGCAGACUACAGAGCACUCCAUGAGGCCUACCAGUGGGGAAUAAAGCACGAUGAAUCAAAGACCGAUUUAUUUAUUUACCUUCGAUCGAGCCCUAGAAUAUGUCUUUCGAGGAUUAAACAGAGAAACAGACCCGGUGAAGAAUGUAUACCUUUGGCCUACCUAGAACAACUCCACAAAUUCCAUGAUGAAUUAUUGCUGGAAAACAAAUAUGGGUUGCCGGCCCCAAUUAUCGUUUUCGAUUGCGACGAGUCUUUGGAAAAACUAAAAACAACUUUCUUUGACCAAAGGCGGCAGGUACUUUGUGGUGUCGAAUGA
Protopolystoma xenopodis is the source of this 651-nucleotide messenger RNA. The record is from the annotation of a GenBank genome assembly. Lineage: Eukaryota; Metazoa; Platyhelminthes; Monogenea; Polystomatidea; Polystomatidae.